GUGAAAGCCGCUAAUGAUCGCAAUUCUGCAGAACGAGAGUGGUCGUGUAUUAGGAACAGUUGGUUGGUCUUGACAUGAAGUUUGAUAUCUUUCUUCAUGGUUUCAUAUUUAUAAACAUUUCUCUGUACAUGAAUAUUUAUAAAUGCAUCUACUACAUCUUCAGUAAUUAGGCUGCGCUUGACUAUGAUUUAUAUUCAUUUUUUAAACUUAAGUUUGCAAGCUAAAUGAUAUGCUUUAACAUUUGCAAAAAUUUUAUAGGAAAAAUAUUCUUUACUCGUAAUUAUACAAAAUGAACGGUGAUCCCGGUAUUAUUUGUUAUCAGCAUCGGAAGAAUGAAUCAAAAGUAUUUUCUUUUGUUUUCUCUGAUGUGUGCAAAAUUUGUGAGGCUGAUCUUACUGAAGAAGAACUUUUUAUCCCUCCAUUUAGAAUUCCGUACCCGUUUAGAUGUGCUUGUCGAGAACCUAAUGCUAUAGUAAUCAAACCAACUGAGGGAGAUUUUUUAAACAAUUACGCGAAUUCCAGCAAUUUACAUAUUGGAAUUACUGAUUCUAAAGGAAAUGUCUAUGAAUAUGACUAUUCUGGUAUAAGUCAGAAUAAUGGUGACAGUUGGUCUCAAUGUUUUCCAAUAAAGAUUUUCAACUCAAAAUCAUCAUGCUUACCUUCAGAGUGGGACAAAACUUUAGAUAACAUGCAAAUGCAAAAGUGUUGGUCAGCUGAAAGCUUGGACCAAGGGCCUCUGCCGCAUCACCGCCCACUGGCCUGUGCAGGCAGCGCGGCUGCUCCGGUCCUGAGCUAUCCGCUUCUCCUGGUCGGAGGCGUCCAUGUACUACACACACGCAUGCUCACACACAUACACUCACACAUGCCAACGUGCAUACACGCAGGUACAAUGAAGAAAGCUACAAUUGUUACAGUUUUGUUUUGAGUUUUCUGAAAGCUCUGGACUUACAAGAGUUGCAUCCUUACAUCCAGAAUAAAACAACUUUUUGUGAAUAUUUUGUUGCACCUCAAACUUGCAUUGCUGCCAAAUAUAUUAGCUUGUAUAGACAGUUACAAAAUGAGGGAUAUAUUGUACA
Molecule: messenger RNA, 1076 nt
Organism: Uloborus diversus
Lineage: Eukaryota; Metazoa; Arthropoda; Arachnida; Araneae; Uloboridae
Product: MKRN2 opposite strand protein-like
Exons: 5
Coding region: 290-925 (211 amino acids)
Source: RefSeq, a predicted model, not a curated record